Messenger RNA from Cavia porcellus (domestic guinea pig), 1826 nucleotides. It is a transcript of the gene Tnfaip8, whose product is annotated as TNF alpha induced protein 8. Gene Ontology annotation, cellular component: cytoplasm. Gene Ontology annotation, biological process: regulation of apoptotic process. The transcript has 3 exons. The coding region runs from base 310 to 810 and encodes 166 amino acids. NCBI's taxonomy places the organism in Eukaryota, Metazoa, Chordata, Mammalia, Rodentia, Caviidae. Gene Ontology annotation, molecular function: cysteine-type endopeptidase inhibitor activity involved in apoptotic process. The record is from RefSeq and is a predicted model, not a curated record.
CGCCGCUCCGUGCCUCCCGCCCUCCCGGCCGCGGUCCUGUGGGGGUCCUCGCGCCCGCCAACCCUCAGUGUUUCGCGGGUCCGCUUCGCGCUCAGCUGCUCCUCGCGUCUCGGGUCCCGGCCCGCGGCCGCUCCUCCGAGGAUUAAACUUGAACAUGUGGAAUUGCUCACCCUGAAGAAAGUUUAGCAGAUGAGGCAGAUACCUGUCUCAGGUGGUCCAAAUGUCACCAUCUUGUUCUUGUGAGUGGCCACAGAUGUCUUCAAUUCCAAAAACCUGGCCGUGCAGGCACAGAAGAAGAUCCUGGGCAAAAUGGCGUCCAAAUCCAUCGCCACCACCUUGAUUGAUGACACAAGCAGUGAGGUGCUGGAUGAGCUCUACAGAGUGACCAAGGAGUAUACCCAGAACAAAAAGGAGGCGGAGAGGGUCAUCAAACACCUCAUCAAGACAGUCAUCAAGCUGGCCAUUCUGUACAGAAACAGCCAGUUUAACCAGGAGGAGCUUGCACUGAUGGAGAAGUUCAAGAAGAAGGUUCACCAACUUGCCAUGACCGUGGUCAGUUUCCACCAGGUGGAGUACACCUUCGACCGGAAUGUGUUGUCCAAGCUGCUAAAUGAAUGCAGAGAGAUGCUCCACCAGAUCAUCCAGCGGCACCUCACCGCCAAGUCACAUGGACGGGUCAAUAACGUCUUUGAUCAUUUUUCAGAUUGUGAAUUUUUGGCUGCUCUGUAUAAUCCCUUUGGAAAUUUUAAACCUCACUUACAAAAACUUUGUGAUGGCAUCAACAAAAUGUUGGAUGAAGAGAACAUAUGAGCCAGUGAAUUAAGACCGUGACUGUGAUUUGUUUGAAGAUGGGACACUGCUAAUUCAUGAAGGAAUAAAGAGUUCUAAAGAUCACACAUAUUUCAGGAUUGCCCAAUUUAACUGUCAGGCAUUAAUAGUAGUGCUUUUUAUGAGGCUUGUUUGAUUUGAAGAAAAACAUUGCCAAAAGUUCUGGAUAGUAGUUUCUUAAUACGUACCAGAUCAUGGGAAAAUAUGAAUGCAAAUGUAGAGUUACACAAAGAAGAGUGAGGGUGGCUUCAAACUCUGACUUUUUUUAAAGCGCAAUUGUUGUGUUGGUGGCUAAUAUGUACAAGGCUACACAUUCUUUUUUGUUCCUUACUAGCUAUAUGUACCUUUUUUCCAAAGCCAGUAGCUUUUUCUUGCUAUUAUUGCUUGUUUUGAAACAGUUCUAUAUUCAAGUUUACCCUUGAUUAUUUUGUUAAAUGCUGUGUCAUUGACAUUUAAGAAUUACAUCUGAGGCAGUCACACUGAACCUCAGAAAACUGUGUAUUCUGAAAUCAAAACUGUGGAAAUAAAUAAUACUAGACAUUAUGAACAUGUCCAAUAUAAUAAUGAGUGUUACUUUGCAUUACCAACAGUGAUGCUUAAAUUCUCAAACUGUAACAGUGUCUCAUUGCCUUGCAAUGCUUGCCUUAGGGCUUGCUUUGCUAUCAUCCUGAAAAUGUGCCACGUAAAUCUCCAAGUUAACCUCUCUUUCGUGUGUAAGAGACAAGAGAGAAAAUCUAGAUUAGUCUGAUAUGGGCAUAACAGAAAGCAAGUAGAAUUAAGAAACCUUUGUUUCAGAGAUGGACUCAUUAAAAGAAUUCAGGUGAUUGAAGGACAAAGGGGAAGAAAAGAUACUGCUAAAGAACAUGCCCAUAAAGAUGAAUACAUUUCAGUGUUUUGAAAGGUUUGAUAAAUAAUGCCACUUUUUAUUUAACUGAUAAGGUUUUGGUAUUUCAUUAAGUGCUAUUUGAUAAGUAAACCAAAGAAUAUUUGCAUUUUAA